CUAGAUUGAUCAAUUCUGUUCUGUAUGGGGUUAUCUUCUUCUGGACUAGAAUCUUUAUCAUUCCCAAUAAGGUGAUGAAGAGGAUCCAAGAUAUCUGUAGGAACUUCAUAUGGAGUGCAACUGCUUCAUAUAAAAGAAGUCCUUUGAUUAAUUGGGAAGAGACUUGCCUGCCCAAAAACAAAGGUGGGAUUGGAUUGAAGAAUCUGGUUAACUGGAAUAAGGCCAAUGUGAUGAAGCUGUUAUGGGAUGUAGCUAAUAGGAAAGAUAUCUUGUGGGUCAGAUGGGUCCAUGGAAGAUAUUUGAAGCAAGAGACAGUGUGGCAGUACAACCCUAAAGGGGAUGUUUGUUAUUAUUGGAGGAAAAUGCUUAAAAAGGUUUCUCAAUGGGCUGGAACUGACCUUACUGCUGGCAAUAUUAAGGAGAUGGAAGACAAAAUUGUGAGGGGAAGCAACAGGAAGGAGAGGAAGAGAAGAGCAGCCUUGGUGGCAGCGUGCUUCUAUAUAAUUUGGAAGGCCAGGAACAACAUAGUCCAUGGAAAGAAGAGAUGGAAUGCAAUAGAUAGUGUUGAAUAUGUUAAAUAUCAUGUUACUACACAUGUAAAGCCUAAGAAUCUUCUCGGUGUUCCCAUUGCUCCACUUGAUCUAGCCCCUUCAACCACUCUACACAAUCCAACAUCUAAGGACAUGGAAUCUGUGGAGCGUACUAUUCAUAAUUCAGUGAGAGUUCUUGAAGUUGCUAAUGAUGGUGUUUCUGUUGAAGGUAUUGUUAAUGCCUUUCCAUUAGAUCUUGUAGUUGUUGAUACACCUGUAGAUGCACCGGACCAUGCGAACAAAGUGGAGUCCGAGUAUUGGGUUUCACCGCGGGCAGCUAAGUUUGUAUUUGCUCUUCUCGCUUAUGCCCAUCGCUAUACUCCAAUCUGCAGGCUUAAUGAAGAUCUGACAUCAAGUGGCCAUAGUCUUUGGGUCAUCAUUUUCUCUCCAGUACUGAAGCAUGAGUGGGAGCCUCCACCUUGAGGACAAGUAAUUAAGAUUUAUGUUAGCCUUGGUUUGCUAAGCCUCAUGUUUUGAUGUUAACAAACAAUAUAAGAGCUUGACGUUUGUUUAAGUGUUUCAGGUACAACAAGAAUCCAUUAAGAUUCGGUACUCAAGAAUGAAGUCGAAACACCAAACUAGCGUAGAAUAUAGGUAGAAACCGAUG
Cuscuta campestris is the source of this 1197-nucleotide messenger RNA. The record is from the annotation of a GenBank genome assembly. Lineage: Eukaryota; Viridiplantae; Streptophyta; Magnoliopsida; Solanales; Convolvulaceae.